AUGCUCGAGAUAGGAUUGGUGCCAAAGGCAAGCGGGAGCGCCGGAUUUGGCCGUUUCUAUCCACACGAAGGGUACCUCGGCUUCUCACCUGUUGUCGUGGGCGGAACGAUCGUCUCUCGCCUACCCCCUCUCUAUGCCACUCUUCCCACUCGCCAAGUCACCAUCACCAUUCGCUGCGUCGCAACGCGGACCAUCGGGUCGGAGGUCGAGGCGGUAUUAUGGGAAAAGGCGAAGCGGCUAUGGGAGCCGGCAGGAGAGAGCGAGUACGAGGAGCUGGGGGACUGGACCUCACCAUUCCAGGUGGUCGUCCCUGUUGAGGCGGCAUGGGAGGCGGCGUCGGCGCAGUGGACACGGGAUCUGAAGGUGGCCUGGCAACUCCAGGUGGCGUUCGACCACAAGCCAAUACCCUACGUCGGAAACCGAAUCGUCAAGACCUACCUUCUCAACCUCCAUUCCUACGUCCACGUCCCCCUCCCUCCCCCAUCUCCCCCCUCCGCCGUCCUUCUCCCCGGCGCUCAGGUCUCCCUCAAUCCCCCUCACGGCGUCUUUGGACCCGGCGACCCCUUCACCGUCUCAUUUCACGUCAAACCGGACGAUCCUAGUGCGUCCAUUCGGCGCACCACCCUCAUCCUCGAACGGCGGACCCAGCUUAUCGACGUCCCCACCGAACGAAAAGCGCGCAAAACAUCCCCCUCAUUUCCCACCUGGCGCCGGUCCCAUUCUCCCCAACCUUAUACCAAGCUCGAAGAGCCCUCAACGCAUACAACCAAAAUCAUGGAAAUGACGACAGAUGAGGCGGUACCAGGGAGCGGAGGGACGUAUUGGGUGUCGAUGACGGGGAUGAUACCCAAGCGGGAGGGCAAGUGGGAGGCGGGAGAAACGGGAGAGACCAAAGUGACGCGGACGACAUUCGAGUGUCGGGUCAAGGUCAGCCUCAAGACCAAGUCCAAAUCGGCCAAGGAGAUAUCCUGUCCGCCGGUACCCAUCAUACUCGUCGGAACGUCCUCCACGGAGCGUGCUACCGCUCAGGCCAUCCUCGCGGCCGAGGCGGAAGCGCAUCCCAAGGCGUCCUUGCCAAAGCGCAGGCACAGGUCAUCUCGGCGGGGGCUGUACAUGCACGAGGGAACGACCGAUAUCGCCGAUCCGGUCGUUCACGGUCCUCGCACAAGCUCUGGUAGGCGUCGGCGGCACGAAACAGCUCCAUCCGCCUCGCCGGCGUCACCCAUAGAAGGCGUCAAGCCUAUACUGCUCCCCUCCAACCCCACUCCCCAACCCCAGUCGAUCUCAUUCGCUUUUCCCGCCAAGAAAGGCUCGAGACCGGCGCUACCGAUCACCACGCUCAUCCAUCCCCCAUCUCCCUCGGCCACUCCUACAGACACCUUCCCGCCGGACUUGUACUCUCCACCCGUAUACCCCGACAUGUCCCUCAUCCGGCAAUUCCAAUCCUCCGGUCGGCGCAUCUCCACCUCAACCUCGGAAGAGGACGAGAUGCAGCCAAGCCGCAGCCGGAUUCGCCUCAACGACACCGAGGAGAAUCCCUUCUUCUCCUUUCCCCGGGGCCUUACCGACCUUCCCUUGCGAGCGGGGGAGAGGCCUAGUCUACCCUCACUCGACGUCCUCGGGCUGCGGUUGCCACCCGUGCCAGAGUACGAUCCGGGGCCGCGUCGUCCACGCACCGCUCCGGUCCAUUCGGCCUUUCCACCGGGUAGCGGCGGCGCCAGCAGUAGUCUAGGGAUGGGCGGGAAGAGCAACGUCCCUCCACCUUUAUCAGGAGGGAUGGCAUUUCUCACUCCGGAUGGAAAGUCGCGGAAUGCAGGCGGGAUGGGUGCGAGACCGGUCACGUCUGGAUCGGGGGUCAGGGAUAGGGGAGAGAAGCGGAUCGAAGAGGAGGGGCCGUUUGCGUUUGGGAUGCAGCGGUAG
Dioszegia hungarica is the source of this 1920-nucleotide messenger RNA. RefSeq lists its product as uncharacterized. The transcript is spliced from 2 exons. The coding region runs from base 1 to 1920 and encodes 639 amino acids. The record is from RefSeq and is a predicted model, not a curated record. Lineage: Eukaryota; Fungi; Basidiomycota; Tremellomycetes; Tremellales; Bulleribasidiaceae.